This is a messenger RNA of Pseudophryne corroboree (corroboree frog), 4265 nucleotides long. RefSeq names its product calcium release activated channel regulator 2A (gene CRACR2A). Gene Ontology annotation, molecular function: GTP binding; calcium ion binding; GTPase activity. The transcript is spliced from 18 exons. Gene Ontology annotation, biological process: vesicle-mediated transport. The record is from RefSeq and is a predicted model, not a curated record. The coding region runs from base 265 to 2415 and encodes 716 amino acids. NCBI's taxonomy places the organism in Eukaryota, Metazoa, Chordata, Amphibia, Anura, Myobatrachidae.
CCUCCCACAACUGGUGCGACAAGGGAGGAAACUGAGUGAGAUUUUCUGUCUGCAGGUAAAGAAGACAAAUUCCUUCAGUGGCUUCUGAGUGAAAUACAAGAAACGCUGCACUGACAGAUGUGGAUGUAUGAGAGCUUCUCUUUACUGACUCAGGGUAUCCAGGGAGAGAUGGGCAUCUGGCUACGUUAAGCCCCCCUGCACUAGUUUCACUUUGUUACAGUUCUGGAUCAGAGUUAGCGGCUUGCACUAGUUGUGCCAGGUACAAUGGCCACUCUUCAACAUUCUACACCGAAUCAUGCCAGGCACAAGCGAACUGGAGCCGAGUCACCAAAAGAUGAUCGGACACAGGGACAUGACCCCGGGCAGCAGACAAUGCUGGGGAAGGCACAUGAGUUUUUCCGGAUUUGUGAUACUGAGGACAGAGGCUUCAUUGCGCGUUGUGAUCUGCAGAGACUUCAUGGUGAGCUCCCACUCAGCUUUGAGGAACUGGAGAAGGUAUUUGAUACUCUGGAUUCUGAUGGCAAUGGUUCUCUGACCUUGGAAGAAUUUACUACGGGAUUUAGUCAGUUUCUGCAUAGAGAAGAGAUCCCGACACAUGACACCCCUGACGGCGGAGAGCUGGCUGAGCAGCUAGAGUUUGAAAACACGUAUCAGAACAAAUGGGAAGAAAGUACCCGGGCAGUCCAAGAAGAGGACGACAACACCCAAUUCUACAACCUGAUUGACAGCUUAGGGGCAAACAGGGUCUCAGAGGAAGAGAAUAACAUCAAGCGUUUGUGGAUGGAGAUACGGAGGGACGAGCCUCAUCUGCUGCCAAGCUUUGAAGAAUUUCUUAGCAGAGUCUUCUCACAGCUUCAAGAAGCAAAUGAGGAGAAGAAUGAAAUGGAAUGUGCCCUCAAGAAGAAAAUCGCCACCUAUGACACUGAAAUAGAAAACUUGUACGAAGAGAUGGAGCAGCAGAUAAAGACAGAAAAAGAACAGUUUGUCUUGCAAGACACUGAGAGAUAUCAGACACGCAGCCAUCAGCUGGAGGAAAAAUUAAUGAACAAGGAGCAGGAGCUUAAACAUCUGGCACAGAAGCAGAAAAGGUUGGAGAAUCAGUGCACGGAACUCAAUCAUGACAAGUAUGAAACCAAGGCUGAGAACGAGAAGCUGAAGCUAACAAACAAAGAGAUGAGGCGAGAUCUUGAAAGAACCUCACAAGAGUUAAUUACGGCUCAGAGGCAAUUGAAGAUCCUACAAGAAGAGGCAUCGCAGCUGCACGAGGAGAGAGAAAUGGAAGUGUAUCGGGUGACAGAGAGUUUACAGCGGGAAAGAACAGCACUUCUAAAACAGCUUGACUUGCUAAGGGAAAUGAAUAAGCAUCUGCGAGACGAGCGUGACAGCUGCUUACAGAAAGCUAAAGUAAAUCCAGCUAACUCUAUGCGGAAUCAAAGAUCAGGAUCUAUAAUGGGAGCAUAUUUUGAAAGGAUACCUUCAGUGAAAAGUCAGUCAUCUGAAGAAGAAGACUUUCCACCUAAACGAAAUUCUGUUGGGUCAAAUGGGGUCUUCACAUCUAUAACAGAGCCCGACAGUGUCAUGGAAAGCAGGUCGGGUAAAGCACACCAAUUACAGAGAAUAAUAUCCAUCGAGGAAGAUCACUUGCCCCAAUAUUUAGACAGCCAACAGGAAAGACCACUAAAUGACUGGCAGGAGGUAGAUGAGAAAGAAGACACUGUAUCUGCCAAGAACUCUCAUACAGAAGAACAAACUCCUACCAAAGAAGUGCCAACCUCUCCAAGAGGACAACCCGUUGGGAAGGAGACCAUGCCAAAUGAAGAACGUGUGUACUGUCCACCAGAUCGAUUAUUUAAAAUAGUCAUGGUUGGCAAUUCCAGUGUGGGAAAGACAUCAUUCCUGAGAAGGUUCUGCGAAGACAGUUUUUACCCUGGAUCAUCAGCUACAGUGGGUAUUGAUUACAGUGUAAAGACGGUGACAGUGGAUAAUUGCCAGGUGGCGUUGCAGCUCUGGGACACAGCUGGACAAGAAAGGUACCGUAGUAUCACCAAGCAAUUUUUCAGAAAAGCUGAUGGUGUCAUCGUGAUGUAUGAGAUCACUUCCAAAGAUACGUUUACAGCAGUGCGACAAUGGCUUACCAGCGUGGAGGAAGGAGCUGGAGAUAAGAUACCUAUAUUAUUGUUAGGUAACAAAACAGACAUUGACAAAGAAAGAGAGGUGCCCUAUGGUCUGGGGGAGCAGCUUUCUAAGGAUUGCAGCUUGAUUUUCUAUGAGUGCAGCGCCUCAAGUGGACACAACGUUAAAGAAUCUGUUCUGCAUUUAGCGAGGAUAUUGAAAGAACAGGAAGAUAAAGUUAAAGAGAAGACUGUCCAUUUAUUUGAUUCACCAAAAAAGACAAAUUGCUGUACCAGAAAGUAGACAAUUAAACGUUUCUCAUUUUGUAUUUUAUACACUACUGUUAUGAGUUGCUAAAUCUUAACAUUUAUACUACCUGAUAAUUGCUAAAUUGGUUCAAGUUAUUUCCAUAUUUAAGUCAGUAGAUGAUUUAUUAAUGUGCAUUUUUGCAUUCUGAUAAUUCAAGUACUUUGAAUUACUACUGAAUUUAUACCAUAGUUAUUUUCUAACUAGGUGAAAAUUGUAAUUGUUUUUUUAAUAUGAAAAACUGUUUCAUUAAGGUAAUUUGAUGUAAAAUAAAUUUGUGUCACUGUAGAGAUAGCAGAAGUUUUUUCCUUUAGAAUGACUGUUGACCUACUAAAAUGUAAAAGAGGGUUCUACUGAGACCCAUAGGCAAGUUGUCAAACCUGUGUCCCACAGGGUCGUGCGGUGAGCCAAAAGGCUAAGGAGGCACUGGCUAGCACCAGAGCCAGAUUUACACACAAUAUUUGAGCCAAAGGGUACAUCCGGGCAUUAUACACAGGUGCAGCAGUAUAUACAUCUGGGCAUUAUACACAGGUGCAGCAGCAUAAACUUCUGGAAAUUUGGUGAGUUUUGAUCAGAGAUGUGCGGAAAAGAUAGACAGGGGGGCACUGCCUCACCUGCCAUAGACUUUUUUUACUCCAGAGUUUUGGCUAUAAAAAUGAUUAGAAUAAUGCAAAGAAGAUAUUUCAAACAUAUUGUAUUUUUCAUAUACUUUAUACAGUCAAAACUCUGGCACAAAUGUUAGUAUGUCAGGAGAGGCUCUGCCUUACCUGCCUCACCCCACCACACGUCACUGGUGUCCCAGGUGCUACGUUCCUGAAAUGCAGAAGAAUUAAAUAUAAAGUACAGUAGAUGUCUAUUUCUAGAUCUGCCAGCAGUGGCACCCAGGGAAGGGUGGGGAGGGGGGGGGGGGGGGCAGAGGGUACAAAUUACUCGGGCCCAGGUUUGAUUGAGGGGCCCAGUGAGGCCCAGACCCUCUGUCCCCCGUUACCUGGCAGCAGCAGCUGCGUUUCUCCUUAGCCCAGCACACACUGCUGUGUGCUGGCGUGCAGUGUGGACAGAAGGCGGUUAAAAUUAAAAAAAUUCUCUGGGUGCAUGGCCACGCCACCUGUAAAUAGGCUACACCCCCUGAAAAGUACCUGGGCGCAGCUGGGCUCUCUACUGCCCUGACUGCCAGAAGGUAGCCAGUAACCACAGUAAUUGUAUGGUUGGUGUUCUUAUAAACCAUAAAAGUUUUAAAUCCUCUGCAUUAGAGGCUCGCAGCCUUCAGCUUUUUGUAAGAACUCUGUACUCCAAGCAGGACUUGAGCAUAAUGGAGGCCCUCUGGGUUCCAAUGAGGGGACACUCAGGUGACAGCACCCCAUUUCUAUUAUGCAGGUACUAGAAUAGUUUAUUAACUUAAAAGAGGGAACAAUCUGAAAGUGGACAUCUCCUUUGUUUACUUACACCUCAAAUACAGGUAAGUGGUCUAGUGGGGAGAAGUUCCUACCGAAUUAAAUGCAAAUGUAAACGUAAAUGAAAUUUGUAAAUAAAAUCAGCAAAAAGCCAUUUGUAAUCUGAAAGCAUCCACAAGUCCAGUAGUCAUUACUCUUGUACCUAAGGGUAUCCUCAACCCUAAAUCUGCCCCUGUACAUGUCCCUACCACUCUGUACUGGGGAUGGUUGGUCAGGUCAACGUGGUUGUCCCAUCCUCUUUUCAUUGACAACUAUUUUAGUAUGCCCCCCCCCUUAUCCUGCUUUGUCUCCAGAUCUCCUGGAGACAUUACAGAAAAAGUAUGCCCCAUACACACGGGGAAGAUGUGUGCUGAGCGAUCUAUCACAGACCGCUCAGCACACAUCUCUCCCCCCGCU